Molecule: messenger RNA, 1020 nt
Organism: Phlebotomus argentipes
Lineage: Eukaryota; Metazoa; Arthropoda; Insecta; Diptera; Psychodidae
Product: apyrase-like
Exons: 1
Coding region: 1-1020 (339 amino acids)
Biological process (GO): proteoglycan biosynthetic process
Molecular function (GO): UDP phosphatase activity; calcium ion binding; GDP phosphatase activity
Source: RefSeq, a predicted model, not a curated record
AUGGCAUCCAGUGGAAAAUAUCUCGUGCUGUUGCUGGCAAUAAUUCCAAUAUUUGCCCAAGAAUUCGUGGUUGAGAGGAAGAAGAUUUUGGGAUAUGAAUAUCCCUUCGAAAUCAUCGCCGAUCUGGACAAGAAGGCGCUAACUUCUGGCCAGAAGAACACCUACGUUUCCAACAUUCAACUGGGCUCGGUUUACGUCCUGAACAACACAAUCACGGAUAUCACUCUCUCUUCUGAGUCUCACGACGUGGUGACGAAGUAUUCCUUCAACGGGCGCGGAGCUGAAUUGUCAGAAUUGCUGAUCUUCCAUGAGAAAUUGUACACAUUUGACGACAAAUCCGGCAUCAUUUUCGAUGUGGAGAAGGACAAACUGAUUCCCUGGGUGAUUCUGUCUGACGGCGCCGGCAAUGAGACGAAUGGCUUCAAGUGCGAAUGGGCGACAGUCAAAGAUGAUCACGUUAUCGUGGGUUCUCACGGCGUGGAAAGCAUGACGCCCGAGGGCAAAGUGAAGAGUCGCAAUGCAUUCUACGUGAAGAAGAUCACCGAAGACGGUGGAGUGAUUCACGAGAACUGGUUUGAGGUGUACGACAAACUUCGCAGAGCUGUGGGAAUGCCUUUCCCAGGCUUUGUGGUGCACGAGGCUGCGCUCUGGUCGGCCAUCAAUGAGAAGUGGAUCUUCCUGCCGCGCAAAUGCUCGAAAGAACCCAUGAACUCGGACACCUUUGACUACAUCGGAUGCAAUCUCAUUAUCCUGGCCAAUGAGGACUUCUCGAAGAUCGAGAGUCAUGAGCUUUCAGAUCCACCACUCGUGAAUCACCGCGGAUUCUCAUCCUUCCAGUUUCUUCCCAACACAGAUGAGAAGAUCAUCAUUGCUCUCACGACCAUUGAAACGGUUCAGGAAGUGGCGACGUAUAUAAUUGCCCUGGACAUCGAAGGCAAAGUGCUCUUUCCAGAGACGAAGAUCUUGAGUGAGAAGUUCGAAGGGCUUUCCUUCCUUCAGCAUCUGCUGGGAAAUGAUUAA